UGCACGUAGAGCCCGGCACGUGCGAAGUCAUUGCAGCUCACAGGUGCUGCAAUAAGAACAAGAUCGAGGAGCGCUCUCAGACGGUGAAAUGCUCCUGCUUCCCGGGGCAGGUCGCAGGGACAACGCGGGCGGCUCCCUCCUGCGUGGAUGACGGGGAGCCCUCUGUGGCUAUCCACGUCGGAGGCGUCAGUCACAAGAGCCUGACGGAGCUGAGUGGCAGGAGGUGGUCUCUUUGCCUCCGUAAGAGGCGCCUGCA
Messenger RNA from Phaethon lepturus (White-tailed tropicbird), 256 nucleotides. RefSeq names its product protein FAM19A2-like. Gene Ontology annotation, molecular function: receptor ligand activity. The record is from RefSeq and is a predicted model, not a curated record. The transcript is spliced from 2 exons. The annotation marks the transcript as partial. Lineage: Eukaryota; Metazoa; Chordata; Aves; Phaethontiformes; Phaethontidae.